CGCGCUAAAGAGAGGAGACGAGAGAGGGAGAGAGGCAGGAUAGAAAAGAAGAAGAGAAAACGAAGAGGAAGAAGAAGAAGGAGGAGGAAGAGGAAGAACUAAGUGAAAGGAAGAAGAGAUUACGAAGAGGAGGACGUGGAAGGAAGGAGGAUAAGAAAAGGAAGAAGAGGAGGAGGAGAUGAAGAAGAUGGUUGUGACUUUGAACUGAUUGAGAGUUGAUCGUUGGAAGACAUGACUGGCCUUCCCUUUGCUCCCAGACUGACGGUGGGCGUCGUCUUGCUGUCCACGCUGCCCCACCUACACCAAGCUCAAGACAUCGGCAACAUCCUCAAGACCUUCGCCAGACUGAGAAUAAGACAGCACGAUGGAGGAGCAGGAGGAGGAGGAGGAGCAGGAGGAGGAGGAAGAGGAGAGCUGAGAAAUGCAGAAAGAAUUGGAGGAGUAGAAAUAGAUGACAUACCACUACUAAAGUUUCUGAGGGAUGGCGGUGAUGAUGCUGGUAGUGGUGGUGGUGGUGGUGGUGGUGAGUGGGCUGGCGGUGAUGAUGGUGGAAUGUGGAUUGCUGAAGGUGAUGGGGAAUGGAUGGAUGGAGGAGGAGGGGACGCGCUCACCGUACUAGCCUCAGCAGUGCCUGGGAAUGGGGUGCCUGACGUGGACUACCCAAUCUUAAGCAGCGUGCCACGGACUACCUUCGCCUGCUCUGGCCGAACACCUGGGUACUACGCCGACCCCAGCCCCGCCUCCAGGUGUCAGGCCUUCUACAUCUGCGGCGCCGUCUCUGGCUCCCAAUACGGCUUCCUGUGCCCCAACGGAACGCUCUUCAACAUGAGGGUCUUGGUGUGUGACUUUUGGUUCAACGUGGAGUGUGGUGCUGAUAUCGAUGUCUCGUAUAAAAGCUUGCUCACCUGUCCACAUCUCCACACCUCCUCACCUCCACACCUGAGCGAGGAGUUUACCUGGCGGCGGUGUUGA
Messenger RNA from Eriocheir sinensis (Chinese mitten crab), 972 nucleotides. RefSeq lists its product as uncharacterized. Gene Ontology annotation, cellular component: extracellular region. The transcript has 5 exons. Gene Ontology annotation, molecular function: chitin binding. The coding region runs from base 232 to 972 and encodes 246 amino acids. Lineage: Eukaryota; Metazoa; Arthropoda; Malacostraca; Decapoda; Varunidae. The record is from RefSeq and is a predicted model, not a curated record.